This is a messenger RNA of Fopius arisanus, 2390 nucleotides long. RefSeq names its product synaptic vesicle glycoprotein 2C. Bases 445 to 1977 code for a protein of 510 amino acids. The record is from RefSeq and is a predicted model, not a curated record. NCBI's taxonomy places the organism in Eukaryota, Metazoa, Arthropoda, Insecta, Hymenoptera, Braconidae. Gene Ontology annotation, cellular component: membrane. Gene Ontology annotation, molecular function: transmembrane transporter activity. The transcript has 12 exons. Gene Ontology annotation, biological process: transmembrane transport.
UCUUACCCUUGAGCCUCUGUGUUAUAAUUAAAGUCUUGUGAUGUGUCUCGUCGUGGGCCACUGGGUCGAAAAUUUGGAUAUAUCAUUUAUCGUUUUGUGUAUCAGUCGUUGAAGAAUUGUGUGAUUUAGUGUGUCACGCGUCAGCCAAUUAGAAGGAAGUUGAGAAAAUUAACGUUUACACUGGGGAUAUGACAAGGGAUUUUUAACAAAGUGCGGUGAGAAUAAUUUCACGUCGUGAUAAUAAAGAAAAAACAAACCGACAAUCAGAUAUCGGCUCCUCACCAAUGAGCGAGGGGAUCACUUGGAAAAUACAAAACCGUGCAACACCACCAAGGGAACAAUAUUGUUUUAUAAUAUUCAGGUGGAAUUCGGUGUACAAAUUGUGCACAACAAUUCAACGACAAUUUUUUAUCACGGAGCACUUCGGAAUCACUGGAUACAGCCAUGGGGCUCGAUUUCCUGGCCGACGGAGGUGCCGACUUCGAGCAUGCAAUCACCGUUACGGGAUUCGGCAAAUUUCACUACAUGCUGCUUGCAAUAUGCGGUCUCAUUUACAUGGACACAGCCAUCGGUGUAACUAUUAUUUCCUUCGUCCUGCCAGCAGCACAAUGUGAUCUCCGAAUGGAUUCCACCACCAAAGGCUGGCUCAGUGCAUCUCCAAUGUUCGGAAUGGUUAUUGGAUCGUACAUAUGGGGAUGUCUGGCUGAUACCAAAGGCCGGAAAAUAGUGUUGAUUGCCACUUUGCUGAUGGAUGGAAUUGUGGGAAUUAUUUCCUCAUUUGCCCAACAGUUCUGGCCCUUUUUGCUCUUCAGGUUUUUCAAUGGAUUCGCUGUUACUGGGGCGAUGGGAAUUUGUUUCCCAUAUCUCGGAGAAUUCCAGCCCACGAAAUACCGCGAGAAAAUUCUCUGUUGGAUGGAAAUGUUCUGGACUGUUGGUGUUAUCGUUCUCCCACUGAUUGCAUGGCUGAUUGUCCCUCUUCAUAUUACCUACGAAUCCGAUUCGUUCUACUUCAAAUCCUGGAAUCUCUUCGUCGCCCUCUGCGCCUUGCCCUCUCUGAUGCUCGCCCUGUGGCUUUUUGCAUUUCCUGAGAGUCCGAAAUUCCUUCUGGAGUGCGGGGAAACUGACAAGGCCCUCGAGGUUUUCAGGUGGAUUUAUGCGCAAAAUACUGGAAACGAUCCAUCACAGUAUCCAGUGAAAUCUCUCCAGGAGAAAUCGAAUCCCAAAGACAAAAGUACUAGGUCUCUGAGACUUCACAAGCGCAAAGACCUCAAAGUACUUUGCUCUGAGGUCUGGGAUCUAACAAAAGCGCUUUGCAAACCGCCGUACCUCAGAAAUACUGUUCUAGCAUGUGCCAUUCAAUUCGGCCUGACGAGCAGUUAUUACACUCUGAUGGUGUGGUUUCCCGAAUUAUUCACCAGAUUUGAAGAGUUUGAAGUUGAAUUUCCGGGGGAAUCUACAUCUGUGUGCAUCGUAUCUCUUCCAAAUAACAGCACUGAUUCAAAUCCCUACGGAUGUGGAAAUAUCAUUGCAACUGAUGUUUAUUUGCAUACUGUGUACAUUGGCCUUGCUUGCAUUCCCGGAUCCAUUAUUCUGCCACUUUUCAUUCACAAAGUUGGAGCCAAGGCUUUUCUCAUCGCAUCCCUCGUAAUCUCCGGUGCAGUAACCAUUGGUUUUUAUUUUGUCACGAGUUCCGAUCAGAAUCUCAUCCUCUCCUGUAUUUUCGAGGCCCUCACCUCACUGGGAAUAUCUCUAGUUUACUGCGUAAUUGUUGACAUGUUUCCUACAAAUUUGAGGGUAAUGGCAGCGGCAUUGUCAUUAACAAUGGGCAGAUUAGGCGCACUCGUUGGUAAUCUUGUCUUCGGUUAUCUCAUUGAUCUGGCAUGCGUCGUACCUAUUAUACUCUUCGCAGCUUUCCUAUUCAUGUGUGGUUUCCUCUCAUUUUUGCUGCCAAGGACUGGGAAAGACACUCUGGACUAGAAUCAAUUCUAUCUUAAUUGAAAAACGAGAUUUUUCAUCGAAUUUAUCUGUUUAUUAUUUUAUUCAUCGUAACUUUUCUAAUUUAAAGUAUUUUAUAGUGAAAGCGUUUGAAUUUUCUACGCAAUUCUCAAAUGGCUGCACAGUUCUCUUUCCUCAAUGGAAAGUACUCAAGCCGAAGGAUUAUUUUAAGUAUUUAUUAUCACAUAUUUAGCCAUAAAGUACAUUACAGGACCUCUACAAAGCUUAAAAAAAUUUUAGCACACAAACGAUAAACUCACAAUUAUGUAUAGAAUGUAUAAAAAUAAUUGACAUUAUGAGGAUGAUAUGAGGGGACACGUAUAAGAUAAUUGUAAAAUAGUUAAUACUUGUAUGUCUUUUUUUUUUUUUCUAAAAUAUAUAAUUUAUUAUCGCAA